This is a messenger RNA of Microcebus murinus (gray mouse lemur), 2696 nucleotides long. RefSeq names its product fibrous sheath CABYR binding protein (gene FSCB). Gene Ontology annotation, biological process: negative regulation of protein sumoylation. Gene Ontology annotation, molecular function: calcium ion binding. Lineage: Eukaryota; Metazoa; Chordata; Mammalia; Primates; Cheirogaleidae. Gene Ontology annotation, cellular component: sperm fibrous sheath; sperm principal piece. The record is from RefSeq and is a predicted model, not a curated record.
AGAUUUAGUUAUAAUAGAGACUAAACAAGAUGCUUACUGAAUAAGGUGGGAUCCAACAAGAGUGUAGUAUAGAAUGCAAUAAUUUAUGAAUUACUCGUUUCUGAGGGAGCUCAACAGAACAACACUUAAUGAAGAAAGGUAAAGGUUUAAUCACCUGGUACGUUUGUGAUUCUUGAUGAUUAAUUACUUAAAGAUUAAUACAUUUGAAAUUCACCAGCCUUAGAAAUGGAAGAAAGUGAUGAACCUGAUCAGGCUAUCUCAGCAGGGAGGCAAGAAAUUAGAAAGAGAAGACGACUCAGCCAACCAAUGGUAGACAAAUCCCAGCAGACUGACAUGACAGAGAAAAAGAAACACAGAGAAAAAGAAACAGAGAAAAAGACAGAGAAAAAGAAACACCCGGCCACACCACAAUCAUCUGGCCCCAAAGCUACCCAUAGCAUUGGUAAUAUUCCUGGAAGCAAAGGCAACUACUCUGCCAAAGACUAUGAGCCUCUUAGAGUAUCUUCUCAACUUCAGCAAACUUGGACAAAGAGAAAGCAUGGACAGGAAAUGAGUGAUAAAUCUCUGCAGACAGUCCCUAGUGUAUUAGAGAAAAAAGAAAUCAAGUUAAUUGAUGAAACAAUGAUACCUGAAGAAAAGCCAGCUGGUGUUGGAGAAGCAGCCACUGAAUUGCCAGAGUGUAUUCAGGAAGUAGAAAUUCCACCACAUAGACACUCAAUUCAACUAACAAUGGAUAGAUCUCAGCAGACCAGUUGUACUGGAGACUGGACCAUGAUGAAUAUGCCCCCAAAAGAAAAAGUGGACAAGGGACAGCAGACAAACUUUAGUGAAUCAAAAAUAGUGGAUACUUACAGGCCAGGUAGUUCUUUUUCAAACUCAAUGGAAGGUGUCCAGAAACGUAAAUCUUCAGGAAAGAUUUUUGUUAGUGAACAGCCUGAAUUUCAACCAGCAACAUGUAGCAAUGAAGAAAUUAUGCAGAAAAGUAUCAGCGGAUCUUCAUUAACUCAGGAAACCACAAAAGGUUCUCCAGUAGAAGAUGAGCUUAGGCAAGAGGUUGUAGAAGAGGGUUCUGUUGAUAAAAAGGAGGCUUCUGCUGAAAUAGAGCCUCCAGCAACAGCAGAAGUCCCUACUGAAGUGCAGCCUUCACCAACUGAAGAGGCCACUGCAGAAGUAGAGCCCAGCCCUGCUGAGGAGACUCCUGUCCAAGUACAGACUCCAACUGAAGAAACUCCUGCUGAAGUUCAGCCUCCACCAGCUGAAGUGGCUUUUUCAGAAGAACCUCCUGAUGAACUAAAGCCCCAACCAGGUGAAGAGAUUCCUUCAACAGAGCCUCCUGCUGAAAUUCAGCCUCCCCUAGCAGAAGAGGUUCCUGUUGAAGUACUGCUCCCUCAAGUUGAGGAGGGGCUUGGUGAGGCCUCAGAUAAAGUAGAGCAUAUCACUGCUGAAGAGAUCCCUGCUAACGUUCAGCCUCCAUCAGCUGAAGAGACCAUGGCAGAAGAGGCCUCUGAUGAUAUUCAGGUUUUAGCAGCUACUGAGGCUCCUUCAGAAGCAGCCCCUGAUGAAGUCCAGUCUCCACUAGCGGAGGAGGCCCCUGCAGAAGAGGUCCCUGCUGAGAUUCAGCCUCCACCAGCUGAGGAGGCACCUGUAGAAGAUGCUUCUGUGGAGAUUCAGCCUCCAUCAACUGAGGAGGCCCCUGCAGAAGAGGUCCCUGCUGAGAUUCAGCCUCCACCAGCUGAGGAGCCACCUGUAGAAGAUGCUUCUGUGGAGAUUCAGCCUCCAUCAACUGAGGAGGCCCCUGCAGAAGAGGUCCCUGCUGAGAUUCAGCCUCCACCAGCUGAGGAGGUACCUGUAGAAGAUGCCUCUGUGGAGAUUCAGCCUCCAUCAACUGAGGAGGCCCCUGCAGAAGAGGUCCCUGCUGAGAUUCAGCCUCCACCAGCUGAGGAGGCACCUGUAGAAGAUGCCUCUGUGGAGAUUCAGCCUCCAUCAACUGAGGAGGCUCCUACAGAAGAGACCACUCCUGAAGUUCAGUUUCCACAAGAUGUUGAGGCUCCUACAGAAGAGACCACUCCUGAAGUUCAGUUUCCAUCAGAUGAUGAGGCGCCUAUAAAAGAGACUCCUGCUGAAGUUCCAGUUCCACCAGCUGAGGAGGCUUCUACAGAAGAGACCCCUCCUGAAGUUUAGAUUCUACCAGCUGAGGAUACCCCUAUUGAAGAUGCCCCCGUUUACAAACAUCCUCCACUAGCUGAUUUGCUUCCUGUGGAAGACUUUUCUAUACAAGAGAUUUCUGCUGAAGUUUCACCUCUAAGAGAGAAUGUGUUUACUGAACUUCAAUCACCCCAAGUAGGGGGCAUCCCAGUAAAACUAGGGUCAGUUGACUUGAAAGAUGAUACAAAAUUUCAAGAGGUUUUAAAAACAGAUUCUGUUCCAGAAGAUUUGGCUAAUACCAAAAAUGGACAGGCUCCCACUCUUGAAAUAGAGGGUGUCAUUAAUACAGAAUGAAAAAAGACUUCCUCCUGAACUGUAGUCAGGUCCCACCUAAGAUGGCAAUUAAAAACUAGGUGGUUCUGGAAGUACACAUUUAAGAAAAGGGUAGGCAUCUGGAAGUAGCUUUGUAAAUAGGGUAAACAAAAAGGAACUUCAAGACUUGUAGUGCAGGCUGGAACAUGAACAAUAAAAACUGUAGCAGUUUAAAAGCA